Messenger RNA from Fonsecaea nubica, 1626 nucleotides. RefSeq lists its product as hypothetical. Bases 1 to 1626 code for a protein of 541 amino acids. NCBI's taxonomy places the organism in Eukaryota, Fungi, Ascomycota, Eurotiomycetes, Chaetothyriales, Herpotrichiellaceae. Gene Ontology annotation, molecular function: oxidoreductase activity. The transcript has a single exon. The record is from RefSeq and is a predicted model, not a curated record.
AUGCAAGCUCUGCGGAAUGCCAGCACGUUGUCUUCAGGCAGAAUCCCCCACGUGGCGGUCAUCGGCGCCGGCAUUGCAGGGCUUCGCUGCUCGGACGUCCUGGCUCGCAGCGGCGUCAAGGUGACACUCCUGGAAGGCCGGGAUCGUAUUGGUGGGAGGGUCGACCAGCUGGAGUCAGGUGGCUACCUCGUGGACAUGGGCCCGAAUUGGAUACACGGCACCAGUGGAAAUCCCAUUAUGCAUCUCGCCGAGAAGACAGGCACGACCAUCCUGGAGCCGGAAGAGCAUCAAGCGCUUUUCGACAGCGAAGGGAAAAGGAGACCAGACGCCGAAGCGGUGGCGCUGUCGAGCAAAAUGUGGGAAAUGAUUGUCGACGCAUUCAAAUACUCAGAUGAACACUCGGCCGACAUUGAUCCCGGAGUCAGUCUAUUUGAGUACUUUCGAUCCAAGCUCGACACGGACAAGAAGCUCACCCGACAGCAAAGACAAGACCUUCUCCACGAAGCGCAGAUGUGGGGACCGUUUGUGGGCGACUCGGUUGAGAAACAGAGCCUUAAAUUCUUCUUCCUGGAAGAAUGCAUCGAAGGAGAAAAUGUCUUUGUGGCCGGAACGUACAAGGACAUCUUGAAAGAAAUCGGCCGCGUUGCCACAGACGAGAGCAAAGUCGACCUCAGACUGGGGACCGAAGUCGUUCAUUUCGAGACGAGAUCCGACGGUGACAAAGAUGAUUAUGGCAAAGUCAUCGUCACAGCCUCGUGUGGCGACCAGUCUACCUUUGACGAUGUGGUAAUCACAUGUCCUCUGGGUUGGCUCAAACGACAUCACGCUCGAGCAUUCACACCGACACUGCCCUCGAGACUGGCCUCGGCCAUCUCUCACAUCAAUUACGGACGCCUGGAGAAGCUCUACGUGACUUUCCCCUCUGCGUUCUGGCUCUCUCCCGAUGCGGAAGGGAAACCCGACCUGUCAAGCUAUCCCGUUCACACCCACUUCCACGAUCCGGCCUACGUGCCUCAUGUGUGCGGCGAAGCGUGGAACCAGUCCGUGGUGUCGCUCGCUCACCUGCCGCCACCCUGCACACAGCCAACGCUGCUGUUCUACAUCUACGGGCCGUGCGGCACGCACGUCGUAGAGUCCAUCAAGGACCUCGCCACACACUCGACAGAGUACGACGCAGUCCUCAACAGCUUCGCAUCCGCCUUCUACUCCCGUCUCCCCAACUACGACCCCAGCAGCCCGGCUUGUCAGCCCAAGUCCUUCCUGAUGACGAGGUGGCAGGCCGACCCAUUCGCCGGCAACGGCUCCUACUGCAACUUCCAGGUCGGCCUCGAGCGAGGUGACGAGGACAUCGAGGUCAUGCGCGACGCGGGGGGUCUGUGGGAAAGAGGCCUGUGGUUGGCGGGCGAACACACGGCGCCAUUCAUUGCGCUGGGAACGACGACGGGCGCGUGGUGGAGUGGUGAAGGGGUAGCGAGGCGGAUCUGUGCUAAAUGGGGUAUGAAGGUGCCCGGAGACGCGACGGCAGCGGCGGAGGAAAACGGAACUACAGGUGUACAAGGUGCUAAGAAGAAGGAAUUAGACAAAGACAGGGCAGACGCGGCGAAUCUGAGUGGAUUGGCAAUUUAG